Molecule: messenger RNA, 806 nt
Organism: Fundulus heteroclitus (mummichog)
Lineage: Eukaryota; Metazoa; Chordata; Actinopteri; Cyprinodontiformes; Fundulidae
Product: transmembrane protein 238
Exons: 2
Coding region: 141-731 (196 amino acids)
Source: RefSeq, a predicted model, not a curated record
AGACAGGCGUUGAUACAGGUAAUCAAGGCGUGGCCUGCGCACAGGUGAACGCCGCUGUGGCGGAAGAUUGGGUGAAAAAAAAACAAGCUCGGCACCUGGCAGCCGUUAUUUCCUCUUCCUGACCCGCAGCGCGUUCAGGCAUGGCCCCCGGCUGCGUGGGGAACUGCUCGCUGUUAUUUUUCCUCGCCCUGGCGUUUGAUGCCGCCGGCCUGGUGGUGCUCCUCGUCGGCAUUUUCGGCAAUUUGAACGCAGGCGGCCGCUUCUACGGGGAUUUCCUCAUCUACACGGGCUCCGUCAUCAUCUUCUGCAGCCUGAUGUGGUGGGUGAUGUGGUACACGGGCAACGUGCACCUGUACGCGCCCGGGUACAGGAAGGACUCCCUGGACGCCAGCCUCAUGCAGUGGGCCAGGAAGCUGUCCGAGAGGUUCUCCAAGGGGGGCAAGAAGCCCCUGGAAGCUGCGGAGGACGGGGAGAGGAAGAAAAAGAUGGGCGAAGAGGGCGGAAAGGUGUCGGAGGUGAACAGGAUCGUGCGCGCCUCUGCGCCCCCGCGGAUUAGGUGGGAAGACGGCGGAUGCGACGAAGAGGCAGAGCCCCGGGGGCAGGAAAACGGGGGCUUUGACGGGGAGAGUGAGAGCGCAUCUCCAGCUGAUAAAAACGUGGAGAUGGGGGUCCUAACGGGCUCAGAGGCGGCCCCGCAGGAAGAAGACACCAAAGAAGAGAUGUUCUUCUAACGCAACACGAUGCUGUUUAGCUUUCCGGAUGCUCCUGGACCUACUUCUCCUCCUUUUUUUUUUUUCUUUUUUUUU